Messenger RNA from Knipowitschia caucasica, 4710 nucleotides. The record is from the annotation of a GenBank genome assembly. NCBI's taxonomy places the organism in Eukaryota, Metazoa, Chordata, Actinopteri, Gobiiformes, Gobiidae.
AUGAACCUCCUGGACUACCCCAUCCCAGAGCUGGAUGUGACCCUGCAGGAGGUGGGCCGUGUGCUGCAGCUCACACUGCCUCCUGACCUGUACCUGGAGUAUAAGAGCACACUCCACCAGCAGAGAGAGCUACUGCAGGACAUCCAGCAGAAGCUGGGCUGCAGAGCGGCCGGUCAGGAGAACUGGGUGACAGAGCAGUUUAAGAAGGCCUUACUGUCGUGUGAUGACCCCCUGCCCACCUCCACCGCUCUGCCUGUGGUGCUGCUGCCCUCCAGAAAGAGCUGCUCUCAGCUGAGCAGGGCCGCUGCACUGCUGUGGGCUGCAGCCACAGUCUGCACCGAGCCCAUGCUCCUGGAGGGAAACGCAGCCACAGAACGAACACAACAGUCUGAGGCCUUCUCCUCCUGCAGGCUGCCUGGAGCCGCACAAGACCAGUUCAAGGUUUACCCGGACAGCCUCCAUGCCAUCGUCACCUGUGCAUCUGGAGUGUUCUCUGUGGACAUCCUGAAGCGUCCCCGUCCUGGGGGGCCCCUGUGUCCCUGCUCUUUCAGUGACAUCUACAGUCAGCUGGCUCAGGUGCUGGCUCAUCCCCGCACUGAGGAACACAGCGGGGCUUUGACGGUCUGUGGUCUGUCCAGUCUGGAGCGUAAGACCUGGGCUGGCAUCAGGAAGAAGAUCCUAGGACAGGGGCCUGAGGCCGCAGGUGCCCUGGAGCUCAUGGAGAGUGCUGUGCUCACACUCAGCCUGGAGGACAGCGAUGCCCCUUCAGAGCUGGCCAACAUCCUGAAUGCAGUGAGGCUGGGAGCAGAGGGAGCGCCCUGCCUCAGAUACUACGACAAAGUGACUAACCUGGUUGUGUUCCGGGACAGCACAGCUGGGAUGUUGUUCGAGCACACAGGAGUAGACGGGAUGGUGGCCUGUCUUGUGACUGUGGGGGUUUAUAAUCUGUCUGAGACUGUAGAUUUCAGUCAAGUCAAUGGUGACACUCAAAACAUGAAUGGAUGUGCCACUCCUCUUGUUCCAUCGUCUUUAAAACUGUCCUUGCAAGGCGUCAAACAUUCACAACCAAGUCCAAACCAAAAAAUCACUUACCCCAUUCUAUCUUUCGACCUGCCCUCCUACCCUGAUGCCCUUGCCACCCUCAGUGAAUUCAGAGGCAUGUUUGAUGCUUGGAUCACCUUCUCGCUGCAGCUCUCCCUGAGACAGACUCACGGAGAGUCUGCUUUCAAACACAUCCUGGUCACGCCCACUCAUAUGCGCCACUACAAACAUGGCCGAUGUGACCCCACCUACUCCAUCACCAGUCACUCACGCCGGUUGAUUGAUGCGAUAGUCUCCCGAAUGAAGACAGAGAAAGAACUCCAGUGUAGCUCUGAGCUCUUACAGCUGUUCCAUGUUGCGUUUCUGGAGCACAAAGCCCUGAUCAAAAACACAAAGAACGGUCGAGGUGUGGGCCCUCAUCUGGCUGCUCUGCGGAGGUCCCUGCCCCCGGACAAUCCUCUGAGGAGGUUCUUCGACCCUUUCGGCUGCCCCUCUGUGUAUCUCUCUGGGACACUGCUGGACGGUGUUGAGUGCACUGUCGGCAACGUCUAUGCUCAAAACCAACUAUCGGUGACAUACUUUGGAAAGAAAGACAAAGUUCGCAUCAUGCUCAACGCAAAAGGGACAUUCACACACACCUUAGAGAACCUUAAGGAAAACCUGAAAUCAAAUCUGAAGUUACUCCAGCUCAUAGCACUUAAGUAUUCCAUUGCAGCUCAGAUGGGUGCACUCGACUCUCUCCUGCAGAAAAGUCAAACUGAUCAAAUGAACGGAGAUAUUUUUUACACUGAUAGUUCCAAAGUUGGCCGUAGCAAUCAUAAAUCUCCUGGCUACACCAUGAUAAUCCAUGGAGGUGCCGGAGAGGACAUGAUGCUGAAUCCCUCGGUCGUUGGGGUAAUUGAAUUUGCUUUAGAGAUGGCUUUAAAUGUUGGCUCUCAGGUUCUUCAACAAGGUGGAAAGAGCAUAGAUGCAGUGCAGAAGUCAGUGGAAGCGCUGGAGAACUGUUUCUUGUUUAAUGCUGGAAAAGGCUCCGUAUUCAACCAGGAAGGCAAGCACGAACUGGAGGCUUGCAUUGUAGAUGGCAGGACAAUGAAGUCUGGAUCAGUUGCGUGUGUAGAGAAUAUUAAGAAUCCCAUCAAAGCAGCUAGAAGUGUUAUGGACCGAUGUCAGCAUGUUUUUCUUGUAGGGCAAGGGGCAGAGGAGUUUUGGCAAGGACAGGAGGAAAGGGACAAGCCAGUCGAGUCAAAGUACUUCCACACAUACACAAGGCACGUACAGUUCACUGCAAACCUCAGCAGUGGCAACAACCAAAAGAAUAACCACCCUCAAACUGUGGGUGCGAUAGCUGUAGAUUUCAGGAAAGAUCUAGCUGCAGCAACCUCAACAGGUGGGCUGGUAGGAAAGUUAAAGGGGCGAGUUGGAGAUACAGCAGUGGUAGGAGCAGGUGUUUAUGCAGAUGACAGUUUAGCUAUCUCCUGCUCCGGAGAUGGCGAUGUAUUUCUCAGACAUUCAGUUGCACAAAAAAUCGCUAGCCUUUACCACCACAAAGGGUAUGGUCUCAGACAGGCGUGCAGAGAGGUGAUGGAUGAGAACUUGAAAGGAGUUUGUGCUGGAGUGAUAGCUCUGGAUCGGAAGGGUGGGGCUGUGGUCGAAACCAAUGCUGGUGUGAUGUUUGUCGGCUCCAUGAUAAACGGUGUACCGCGAGUAGAGGUGCUUAGACCAAUGAAAACUGUCUCACACUCCAUUUGGGAAUCAGAUGAGUUAGUGGCCUACUUGCACCCCAAACCUUGGACACCAGGUGCAACUAUUCUGACCAGAAAAGCCUUGAGCGGGACUGAAAGCCUUUUCCGCUCUCCUCUGGCUGACUAUGUGAUCAUGCUUGAAGGGGCCAAAACAGUUUCUAAGCUUCUGUGUCAGCAGUUAGCAGUCCAGCGCUGUUCUCUUGUGUUUUACCCGUCACCAGAUCACCCAGCUCAAAUCCGGCUGCUGCCCCUGCACGGUGCCUCACCCAAAUGGCAGCCUCAUCUUGCAGCCACCGAAGAAUACAACACCUGUGACACAGGCGUUUGCACAUCCAAAAAUGGACCUGAGUGGACCACUGAAGAACUAAGCAAAGUCCAAGCUAAGAUAAGAAAUGGCUUACCUACGCCAAAUGCCCCACCGUGCUUUGACUUCCAUGGAGACCCCAAUCAUAACAACUUAUUCAGCCGAAUAGUCCGCGGGGAGCAGCAGCAGUGGAGAGUCUGGGAGGACAGCGAGCAUGUGGCGUUUCUGACCCCGUACCCAAAUAGUCCAGGGGUCACAGUUGUGGUGCCACGAAAACCCCUUCCCAGCGACAUAUUCAGCCUCGAGAACGCAGACUACAAGGGACUGAUCUCAGCGAGUUAUAAAGUAGCCAAGCUUAUCCAAGAAGGGAUGCAAGCGCGAGGGGUGGCCAUGAUCUUUGAAGGGUAUCAGAUUGACUAUGCCCAUGUGAAGCUGACUCCGCUGCUGUCUGCUCCAAACAGUAACAAACAAGACAAAGUGCAGCCGGAGUCCUUCAAAGCGUAUCCUGGGUUUGUAUCAUCAGUCGAUGGUCCGAGUGUGGAUGAGGAGACCCUAAAAGCAACUCACGCAAAGAUUACCCACUGCAGACCUCCACAUUCCUGGCAACAGCCUCAGUCUCAUGCAACCGUGGCCAUCAACAGCAACUGGUACCGCAACCUCUUCCAAAUCCAAAACACGCUCUUCCACAGCACAGUCGAGUAUUUCCACAAAAACUGCCAGUACUCGUACGCCCUCACACCUUUGACAACUGACUCCAUCUCUUCUCCCAUGGGUCUCGGCUCAGACUCUGAACCUGUGUCGAUAAACCUUUUGGGACAUGAUGUUUACCUGGCAGACUCUAUGCAGUUUGUACUCGAGUACUUCCUGCGAUUCCAAGAGGAUCUUCCUGGGGCGUACUAUAUCUCUUCCAGCUUCAGAGGGGAGGAUCCAGACUCCACACACUUGAACCAGUUCUACCAUGUGGAGUGUGAGCUGCUGGGCAAUAUGGAUCGUGCCAUUUCUGUGGCGGAGGGAUAUGUCGCUUAUCUGACCGCGGCGAUGCUGAAAAAGCACUCUGACAUCAUCAUGAAGGUGGCGGGCAGCCUCUCCCACGCCACGGCUUUACUCAGUCAGCUGGAGGGAGGAACUCCGCUUCCAAGAGUGACGCUGGAUGAAGCUAUUCCCAUGAUGCCGUCGGCGGACUGCCUGGAGUGGGUGCAGGAGGGCCAGCCACAGUUCGGCCGAAAGCUGACCCGGAAAGGAGAGCAUGUUCUGAUGGAGAGGUUGGGUGGGCCGGUGUGGCUGACGGAGAUGGACCACCUGGCUGUUCCCUUCUACCAGGCGUACGUGGAGGGCUCUGGGAGAAGCAAGGCCAAAGCUGCAGACCUCCUACUGGGACUCGGAGAGACGGUGGGACUCGGAGAACGUCACACCCUGCCUGCCACAGUCCAGGAGGCCCUCAGACACCACGCUGUGCCCGAGGACUCGUACAGAUGGUACCUCAGCAUGAGGCAGGUGCAGCCCCUCCUCACCAGUGGGUGGGGCAUGGGUACAGAGCGGUACCUGUGCUGGCUGCUGCGCCACAACGACAUCCGAGACAUGCACAUCAUCCCACGCAUGAAAGGAACAAAGUACAUGCCCUGA